Molecule: messenger RNA, 2338 nt
Organism: Austrofundulus limnaeus
Lineage: Eukaryota; Metazoa; Chordata; Actinopteri; Cyprinodontiformes; Rivulidae
Gene: lsg1
Product: large 60S subunit nuclear export GTPase 1
Exons: 14
Coding region: 125-1948 (607 amino acids)
Biological process (GO): ribosomal subunit export from nucleus
Cellular component (GO): cytosol
Molecular function (GO): GTPase activity; GTP binding
Source: RefSeq, a predicted model, not a curated record
UGGGACAACAACGCAGUCGCAGUGCACACGCGGAUUGUAGCUAGUAGGAGAUACUGCUAGCUUGUUUGUUUAGGCAUCUUGUUGACUUUAAGGUGUUUGGUGGCCGACAGGUUGGGAAGUUGUCAUGGGGAAGAAGAAGGCAGGAGGAGGAGCAGGUCUCGGCAGAGCUCUGAUAAAAGAGAGACUCCACGCGAACCGAGGAAACAAGAAGGUCGACUCCUGGCUGCACACCAGUGAGCUGAACGAUGGUUAUGACUGGGGUCGGCUGAACCUCCAGUCGGUGACAGAACAGAACUCCAUGGAUGACUUUCUGGCCACUGCUGAGCUGGCAGGAACAGAGUUUGUUGCAGAGAAACUCAACAUCAGGUUUGUUCCAGCCGAAGCCAGAGCAGGUUUGCUAACAGCAGAGGAGAAAGCCAGGUUGAAGAAGCUACACGAAGAAAACAAGCACUUCCUUCGAAUUCCUCGGCGCCCCCAUUGGGAUGAAAGCACCGCUCCAGAGGUUCUUCAGCAGGCUGAGAAGUACAGUUUCCUGGAGUGGAGGAGAGAACUUGCACGACUGGAAGAGGAACAGAAGCUGAUUCUCACACCCUUUGAGAGGAACCUUGAGUUCUGGAGGCAGCUGUGGAGAGUGAUUGAGAGGAGUGAUGUCGUCGUUCAGAUCGUCGAUGCCAGAAAUCCUCUGCUGUUCAGAUGUGUUGACCUGGAGCUGUAUGUGAAAGAGGUGUCUCCACAUAAAGUGAACCUGAUUCUGGUGAACAAAGCGGACCUGCUGACCAGGGACCAGAGGAGAGCCUGGGCCAGAUAUUUUGGGAAAGAAGGUCUGAGGGCCGUUUUCUGGUCGGCCCUGGCUGAAGGCAACAGGCUGGACGCUGAGGACAAGGGUGUAGAAAUGGAUGAUCCAGAAUGUGAAGACAGUGAUCCAGAAGCACGUGGAUCGCCAUGUAAUGAAGACCUGAGCCAAAAAAUGAUGAACGAGGAGGACGAGAGUGAUGUGGAGGAGGAGGAGGAAUGGCAGACCUGCUCAGAGGGUGAAGAGGAGAGAGGAGGAGGAGGAGGAGGAGCGUCCUGUGAAUCCUUUCACAACUCGAGCCGGCUGCUGCAGAAGGAUGAGCUGCUGAACGUGUUUAAAGACGUUCACACUGGGCCCAAAUGUAAAGAGGAGCAACUGACCAUAGGACUGGUCGGGUAUCCCAACGUGGGGAAAAGCUCCACCAUCAACACGAUCCUGAGGAACAAGAAGGUUUCUGUUUCAGCCACACCUGGACACACGAAGCACUUCCAGACUCUGUACGUGGAGCCGGGCCUGUGUCUGUGCGACUGCCCUGGUCUGGUCAUGCCCUCGUUCCUUUCAACCAAAGCUGAGAUGAUCUGCUCUGGGAUUCUGCCCAUCUGUCACACGAUCCCUCGGCACGUGUUGGAGGGCACGUACGGCAUCAACAUCAUCAGGCCCAGAGAGGAUGAAGACCCCGACAGGCCUCCCACCUCUGAGGAGCUCCUAAUGGCUUACGGAUAUAUGAGAGGUUUCAUGACGGCGCACGGCCAGCCCGAUCAGUCCCGAUCAGCUCGGUACGUCCUGAAGGAUUACGUCAACGGGAAGCUUCUGUACUGCCAUCCUCCCCCACACAUCAACCCUGAAGACUUCCAGCCGCAGCACGGCGAGUUCCAGACGAGAGAGCCGGACAGCUGCGACCCGUCUGCAUCAACACACAAACAACCCAAAAUCAAAAGAAUUGAAAAUGUUGUCGACAAGAACUUCUUCCAUCAGGAGAACGUGCGAGCGCUCACCAAAGGGGUGAAAUCCAUCAUGGGCUACAAACCGGGCAGUGGACCUGUUGGACCUGGGAACUCAGAACCAGAGGCGGUGGUGGGGAAGCCCUGGAAGAAACACAGCAACAGGAACAAAAAGGAGAAAGUACGGCGGAUUAAUAAGCACCUGGAUGCUUGAUGAUGAUCUGAUAUAAAAACUCUAACAUGAUUCUAGAUGAAUUCAACACAUCAUGCCAAGUUAUUCUGGGUCAAGACCCUUUAAUCCCAUCAUUAUGAAGAGGUCUUGAUCUGAACAGAGGAGCUGCAUCAUCUGCCAGGUGCUGCUCUGCUUUGGAGAUUUUUCACCAACUGAUGGACCUUUCAUCCAGAGAGGGAGACAUGUUUUAGGCUUUUACAACAUAUGAGUCUUUAUUAAUGCUGCUCUUACCUACAAGCAGUGAUUUAUAUAAAACAGGCUCCAAUAUAAACUAAAUCUCUUUAUAUUGCUGUCACUUUUUUGUUGCUUUAAUACAACUUUUUUCUUCAUAAAAUUUUGUUUCAAAAUGAAAUAAAUUAUAUGAAAAAAACA